Molecule: messenger RNA, 2020 nt
Organism: Marmota flaviventris (yellow-bellied marmot)
Lineage: Eukaryota; Metazoa; Chordata; Mammalia; Rodentia; Sciuridae
Source: RefSeq, a predicted model, not a curated record
UGGGGGUGAUGGGGAAUGUGUCUCAUUCUCAUUUUAUAGAUGCAGCUUAAGGGUCACAUAGAGGAGGCUUGCAGCAGAAGGAGGACCUGUGGAUGCACAGGCUCUCCCAUCAGGGGGAGGCUGCUGAUGGUGGUGCAACGGACAUGGGUUCCCAUUUUAGCCCCUCACCUGCUGACCUUGUGGCCCUAGGGAAUACAUUUCAGCUCUAGGAUGAUAACAGUGGUAUUGCCAGCCUAUGGUACUGAUAACCCAGAGCACUAACUAGUUACCAGUCAGUAUUCCAAGGACUUCACCCCUUGUUAACCUUUGAUCUUCAACACAGUGGUAGGUGCUGUCAUCAUUCGCAUUUCAGUCAUAGGGCAGUUUCUGUGACAUGGUCAUGGUCAUUAGGCUAGUAACUAGCAGUGCAGGGAUUUGAACCCAGGGCAUCUGGCUCCAAUCUAGACUGUUAACUGAGCUACUAGCUGUCUCAUCUGGGGCUGCUGUGAGGACUGACAGUGACAAGGCAGUGAGAGCUGCCAGCUGUUGCUGCUGUCACCAUCAUUAACCCCCAGCAAGGCCAGUUGCCCAGAGACUCCUCUCUUUGGUCACUCUUUCGUGACCUUUGCUUCCACGGGUCCUCUUUUCCUUUUUUCCACAGGGGAUCAAGCUUGAAGAGCAGAAGCCAGGACCCCAGAAGAACAAGGAUGACUAUAUCCCAUAUCCCAGCAUUGAUGAGGUUGUGGAGAAGGGCGGCCCAUACCCUCUGAUCAUCCUGCCCCAGUUUGGGGGCUAUUGGAUUGAGGACCCGGAGAAUGUGGGCACACCAACGUCACUGGGCAGCAGCAUCUGUGAAGAGGAGGAAGAGGACAACCUCAGCCCCAACACAUUCGGCUACAAGCUCGAGUGCAAGGGCGAAGCCAGGGCCUACCGCAGGCAUUUCCUAGGGAAGGAUCAUCUGAACUUCUACUGUACCGGCAGCAGCCUCGGGAACUUGAUUCUGUCCAUCAAGUGUGAGGAAGUGGAAGGGAUUGAGUACCUCCGGAUUAUUCUCAGGUCCAAACUGAAGACAGUGCAUGAGCGGAUCCCCUUGGCUGGACUGAGCAAAUUGCCCAGUGUUCCUCAGAUUGCAAAGGCUUUCUGUGAUGAUGCAGUGGGACUGAAAUUCAACCCUGUCCUGUACCCCAAGGCCUCCCAAAUGAUUGUGUCUUAUGAUGAACAUGAUGUCAACAAUACAUUCAAAUUUGGAGUCAUUUAUCAAAAAGCCAGACAGACCCUGGAGGAGGAACUAUUUGGGAACAAUGAAGAGAGUCCUGCUUUCAAGGAGUUCUUGGAUCUGCUAGGGGACACAAUCACGCUGCAGGACUUUAAAGGUUUCCGAGGAGGCCUGGAUGUGACCCACGGACAGACAGGGGUGGAGUCAGUGUACACAACCUUCCGGGACCGGGAGAUCAUGUUUCACGUCUCCACAAAGCUGCCAUUCACCGAGGGUGAUGCCCAACAGCUCCAGAGAAAGAGACACAUUGGGAACGACAUUGUGGCCAUCAUCUUCCAAGAAGAAAAUACACCAUUCGUCCCAGAUAUGAUUGCCUCCAAUUUCUUACAUGCCUACAUUGUUGUGCAGGUCGAGAGCCCAGGCACAGAGACCCCAUCUUACAAGGUCUCCGUCACUGCACGGGAAGAUGUGCCUGCCUUUGGCCCACCUUUGCCCAGCCCCCCUGUUUUCCAGAAGGGCCCAGAGUUCAGAGAGUUCCUGCUCACCAAGCUCACGAAUGCCGAGAAUGCUUGCUGCAAGUCGGACAAAUUUGCCAAGUUGGAGGACCGGACAAGGGCCGCCCUCCUGGACAACCUUCAUGAUGAACUCCAUGCUCACACACAGGCCAUGCUAGGACUGGGUCCAGAGGAGGACAAGUUUGAGAAUGGAGGCCAUGGAGGAUUCCUGGAGUCUUUUAAGGUAUGGAAACGGGGGUAUCUGGGGGUUGCUAUGACAGGGAGAGGUGAGGCAAAGAAAGGAAGUGAUCUAAACCUAUGGAGAUUUUAG